Molecule: messenger RNA, 688 nt
Organism: Prorocentrum cordatum
Lineage: Eukaryota; Dinophyceae; Prorocentrales; Prorocentraceae
Source: the annotation of a GenBank genome assembly
AGACGUCUGGGCCGCAGCCCCACGGCCCGGUGCCUCCCCGCGCGGCCCACUGCGGCUGCCGCCGGGGCGCGCGGAACGCGCAGCAAUGGCCCUGCGGCCCGGGGCCUCGUCCUCGGGCCGCGCCCACAGGGACCACCGGAAGCACCUGAACUUUCACCACCACCAUCACCACGGUGCCCACGAGCACAAUUUCUGGCACCACGAGUUCGAGUCGGAGUUCCAGGAGCCCCUGCCGCCCGUGUGGCGGUCGACGCUCUACGCGCCGGAGCCCGACCACGAGGGCAAGCCGACGGUGGACCCCGUGUGCGGCCUCGUGCUCGCGAGCUUCGGCGAGAAGGAGUGGAACGGCCGGUGCAGGGCCUCCAUGAUCGAGCAGAACAAGUGGUUCGACGAGUUCGACGACGGGAACGGCAAGUUGACGUUCGAAGAGGUCCACCAGGCCGUGCAGCACAACCCCGAGGCUGUGCGCCGGCUGCCGGCAGCGCUCCACGGCUUGUUGAUCGACGACUUGGUCAGGGCCGCGUUCUCGUCGAACAAGUUCGACGUGGACGGCAGCGGCGACCUGGACAGGGACGAGUGGAACAAGUUCCUGGACCAGCUCGAGGUCUUCUACCUCAAGUACCGCAGGGAGCUGUCUUUCCAGUGCGAGCGGACAUUCUACGGCAGGGGCUGGACGGACUACCUGGAG